GUCCCAAUCGACGGUCCCAAGCCAUAGCUGUUACUCUUCCACUCACCGAUGUAUCCCCAAUUUCCGUGAAAAAGAUAAGCAGUGAAUCUUUGUUUCCGAAACUUUACUCUCGCCUAGGAGAGACGGAGAGAGGGAGAUAGAAGACUGUCGGUGAGAUCUGAGUUCUGUGUUAAGGAAAUGGGAGAAUCGAUGGUCUGGGAAGUGGAAUGGGCAGCGUGAGGAGCGGUGGGGAGAGUAUUGGAGCAGAGAUAUGGGGCCGGGGAUCGCGCCUUCCAGAAGCUGGGUUGAAGCGUAUAGUGGGAUGUCGGCAGAUAAUGUAAAGGGGCUGGUGCUUGCACUUUCCUCAAGUUUCUUCAUUGGCUCAAGCUUUAUUGUUAAGAAAAAGGGGCUGAAGAAGGCUGGGGCAUCUGGAAUUCGGGCAGGUGUUGGAGGCUAUUCCUAUUUAUUUGAACCACUUUGGUGGGUAGGAAUGAUUACAAUGAUCGUUGGAGAAAUAGCAAAUUUUGCUGCUUAUGCGUUUGCUCCAGCUAUUUUGGUUACUCCUCUUGGUGCACUUAGCAUUAUAAUCAGUGCUGUGCUAGCUCACAUUAUUUUGCGGGAGAAGCUACACGUAUUUGGUAUUCUUGGUUGUAUACUUUGUGUCGUGGGGUCAACUACAAUUGUACUUCAUGCACCACAGGAGCGCAUGAUUGAAUCUGUGAAACAAGUAUGGGAUUUAGCUACUGAGCCAGCUUUUCUAGUCUACGCAGUUAUAGUCAUUGCUGCAGUAUUUGUACUUAUAUUUUAUUUCGCGCCUCAGUAUGGGCAAACACAUAUAAUGGUGAACAUUGGUGUUUGUUCUCUUGUAGGUUCGUUGUCGGUAAUGAGCGUUAAAGCUCUUGGAAUUGCCUUAAAGUUGACAUUUUCUGGGAUUAAUCAGUUAGUAUAUCCCCAAACUUGGACCUUUUCGAUAGUUGUCGGCAUAUGUGUGCUUACUCAGAUGAACUAUUUAAAUAAGGCACUUGAUACAUUCAAUACAGCCGUAGUUUCUCCAAUAUAUUAUGUGAUGUUCACAUCGUUCACUAUUCUGGCUAGUGUGAUCAUGUUCAAGGACUGGGAUAGGCAAAAUCCAACCCAGAUUUUAACAGAGAUGUGUGGAUUUGUAACAAUCCUCUCUGGUACAUUUCUUCUUCACAAAACCAAGGACUUAUCUGAUGGCAUUGUUGCAUCAUCCUUACCCGUUCGCCUUCCUAAGCAUCUAGAUGAGGAUUCAUUUGCCUCAGAAGGGAUUCCUCUCACACGCCAGAACAAUUUAUGAGAUCUACUGAUGUUGUGAUUCAAAAGCUUACCCACCCAGGCUGCAGAGCUCUUAAAAUCCUGAUUGAACGAGUACUGGGACAUUAUUUCUGUAAGUGAUGGAAGGGUAAAAAUGUGUUCUUUGGCUCCAUAACUUGAGAAAGUUUGGCUUCCAUCUGCGGCGGAAAUAUCGGUGAAUAUGUGGAUUGGGUAUUCUUUGCAUUUCUCUUUGAUAAGCAGCAGCCAGCGUCCAUGUAUCUACCUUGGAAAUAUUCUUUAGGGUAAAUCAUUCUUUGUGCUUUUUGGCUUCCACCAUAUUGUAACAUGAGAC
This is a messenger RNA of Phalaenopsis equestris, 1606 nucleotides long. RefSeq names its product probable magnesium transporter NIPA4. The record is from RefSeq and is a predicted model, not a curated record. Gene Ontology annotation, cellular component: membrane. Lineage: Eukaryota; Viridiplantae; Streptophyta; Magnoliopsida; Asparagales; Orchidaceae. Gene Ontology annotation, molecular function: magnesium ion transmembrane transporter activity. The coding region runs from base 251 to 1297 and encodes 348 amino acids. Gene Ontology annotation, biological process: magnesium ion transport. The transcript is spliced from 9 exons.